This is a messenger RNA of Balaenoptera musculus (blue whale), 4687 nucleotides long. It is a transcript of the gene CEP83, whose product is annotated as centrosomal protein 83. Gene Ontology annotation, cellular component: centrosome. NCBI's taxonomy places the organism in Eukaryota, Metazoa, Chordata, Mammalia, Artiodactyla, Balaenopteridae. The record is from RefSeq and is a predicted model, not a curated record.
CAUGCUGUGGGGAUAGAUCUAACUUGUCCUUUUUAAUGCAUAGUAUAGAUAAACCUUUAUUUGUGGAAGUUUAGCUUAUUUCUGAUUUUUUCAUUUUUUUAAUUAAAAAAAAGUCACAAAGAAUAUUCUUAUAUAGUAAUUACAUUUGGGUACUCAUCCAGCUAUUGUCAUAGAAUAAAUUCCUAGGAUUGGGCCAAGGGAUAAGCAGAUUUAUCAUUUUGAUACAGGUAACUUUGCAGAAAGCUUACUAUAGAUGUGUGUGUGUGUGUGUGUUUGUGUACGCAUGCAAAUUAACAUGGUAUUUUUUGUGGUAUGAGGGGAAAGUAUAUCAUGCAUUUGGGUGUGGUACCUACUGGUGAUGUGUGUUGGUAUAUUCUAGCUUUAUUAUUCAAAAAAUUAACAUAUUAAAAAGUAAUGAAAUUGCAAACAUCAUCUUGGAACAGGAGAAAUCCUCCUGGUUUGGGAAAAUACAAGAGGGCAGUACACAUAUGUUUGCAUAGAAACUAGAAUUGGAGAUGAGGUAAUGGUGGUGGUGAUUGAGAAAGGGAUAUUCUGAAAUUAGUGAAGUCUUGGAAAGUACGUCUAGUGAAUAUUUCAGUGCCAAGAGGGAAGGAGAUAAAUCAUUUUAAUUUUAUUUUCCAGAAACUUUCAGGUCUUUGUAAAUUUUAUUUCUGUGAGGACUUAACUCUCAUUUUAGGGUAGGGGUCAGUGAGAAUGUUUACUUUACUGUCAAGUUAAAUGCCAGUUUUAUGAUCCAGUUUAUUAAUUCCAUGGCAAAUGUAUAUUCUUGACAGGAUUACGUUGUGGCAGCUGCUACAGACAGUGCACUCUGCAUUUGCAAAGGUUGAAUCCUUGUCACAUUUAACCGAAGAAUAAGGAGUAAGGUGUCCUUGAAGGACUUUUACCCCUCUGUUAAAAUAGAUAAAGCAGGAAACCAAAGCAACCUCAAUUUUAGUUUAAAAGUCUUCUUAUGUAACAUGUAGACAUCACAUUAAUUUAUCAGAAAUGAUGUAGUUCAAGCAAGACUCAGUAAUUCAAUGGUUGGUUUGUGUAGGCUAAAGAUGGUCUCUUGUAGUAAGAAAAGGUAAUUCAUAAUCACCCAUGACUAAGGGAGGUACUGUUAGGAAAAAAUAUAUAUAAUAGUUUUGAGAAAGAUGAAUGAAGUUAAAAGGGACAGAAUUGUUUUGAUUAAAAUUUUUGUUUUUAAUUAUUUACAGUAAGAACACUGUGUCAUCAUUUUUUACUUCUAGAUACAGCAAACAUUUGAUUACUUUCAUAAUCCUGGAUUGGUGCUUUUGGGGAUAGCUGAGCCUGAGUGCAAUCACCUUGUGUCAAAUAAAAGAUCCUUUGUAGCAUUAAUCACAGACAUAAUUACAUGCUGAAGGUCAUCUUUGUGAAGACUGUGAUUCUCCCCAGCCACUUACCAAGUUCCAAAUAGCUUUUCCCCUGGUUUCGGAGUAUGGAUUUCGUACCAGAAUCCACUCUUGAAGUUUACCUCAGUAACCUCAGGAAACAUUGGUGAUUUGUGAAUCUGGGACUACCUAUACUGGAAGAGUCGUUACAUCUAGUUAGGCUAAUAUUUGAAGAUAUGACCUUGAUGGGCACAGAAACUGCAUGGAAGUAAAGAAAAUUUAAGGUAUAAUUUGGCCUCCCGAGAUUCUGUCUUAGCACGAAGAAAGUGAAAAAUACUCUUGAAAAGAAAACUAAGACAAUAAGAAAGCAAGACUUGCUUUUACAUGGUUGUCAGCUCACUUACCAAUAUGGACACUUUUCCCACCAUUUUUCCUCCUGGUGGAGACAGUGGGCUGACCAGUUCUCAAUCUGAGUUCCAAAAAAUGUUAAUUGAUGAACGGUUACGAUGUGAACAUCAUAAAACUAAUUAUCAGACUCUGAAAGCUGAACAUACAAGGUUGCAGGAUGAGUACAUGAAGUCACAAAAUGAGCUCAAGCGCCUAUUAAAUGAAAAGCAAACUCACCAGGAAAAAUUUCAGCUGCUGCUUGAAGAGCUACGAGGGGAAUUAGUAGAGAAAACUAAAGACUUAGAAGAAAUGAAGCUGCAGGUAUUAAGUCCACAAAAAAUGGAAUUGUUACGAGCUGAAAUACAACAAGAGCUAGAAACUCCAAUGAGAGAAUGUUUUAGGCAUCUGGAUGAAGAAGUAGAAAAGUAUAGAGCUGAAUAUAAUAAACUUCGCUAUGAACAUACAUUUCUCAAAUCAGAAUUUGAACACCAGAAAGAAGAAUUUGCACGUAUUUUAGAAGAAGAAAAAAUAAAAUAUGAAUCAGAGAUUGCAAGACUGGAGAAAGAAGAAGAACUACAUAACCAGCUGCUUAGUGUUGAUCCCACAAGAGACAGCAAACGAGUGGAGCAACUUGUUCGAGAAAAAGUCCAUUUGUGUCAGAAAGUUAAAAGGUUAGAGGCUGAAGUAGAAGAAUUGAGAGCUGAAAAAGAAAAUUCUGGUGCUCAGGUAGAAAAUGCAAGAAUUCAGGUGCGGCAGUUGGCUGAGAUGCAGGCUACGGUCAGAUCCCUGGAGGCUGAAAAACAGUCAGCUAAACUACAGGCUGAACGCUUGGAAAAAGAGCUACAAUCAAGCAAUGAACAAAACACUACUUUAAUUAGUAAAUUGCAUAAAGCUGAACGGGAAAUAAAUACAUUGACCAGUAAAGUAAAAGAACUUAAACAUUCAAACAAACUAGAAAUAACAGACAUCAAACUGGAGGCAGCAAGAGCUAAGAGUGAGCUAGAAAGAGAAAGGAAUAAAAUUCAAAGUGAACUGGAUGGAUUACAGUCAGACAAUGAAAUUCUCACAUCAGCUGUUGAACACCACAAAGUGCUUUUAGUAGAAAAGGACCGUGAAUUAAUACGUAAAGUACAAGCUGCCAAAGAAGAAGGUUACCAAAAACUUGUGGUAUUACAAGAUGAAAAGCUAGAACUUGAGAGCAGAUUAGCGGAUUUAGAGAAAAUGAAAGUGGAACAUGAUGUCAGGAGGCAAUCUGAAAAGGAACAGUGUGAAGAGAGAUUGCGAGCUUCACAGAUGGCAGAAGAGUCGGCCAGGAGGGAACUUCAGAGUAUUAGGUUAAAACUUCAACAACAAAUUGUGAAUAUUGAAAAUGCAGAGAAAGAAAAAAAUGAAAAUUCUGACCUGAAACAGCAAAUCAGUAGUUUACAGAUCCAAGUGACCUCACUUGCACAGUCAGAGAAUGAGUUGCUGAAUUCAAACCAAACACUGAAGGAAAUGGUGGAGAGGUUAAAACAGGAAUGCCGAAAUUUAAGAAGCCAAGCUGAAAAAGCGCAACUAGAAGUUGAAAAGGCAUUGGAAGAGAAGCAAAUACAGUGGUUGGAAGAAAAGCAUAGGCUUCAUGAACGUAUCACUGACAGAGAAGAAAAAUAUAAUCAAGCUAAGGAGAAAUUGCAGCGAGCUGCAAUUGCCCAAAAAAAGAGAAAAUCUCUUCAUGAAAACAAGUUGAAGAGAAUGCAGGAAAAGGUAGAAGUCUUGGAGGCAAAGAGAGAAGAAUUAGAAACAGAAAAUCAGGUGUUAAAUAGACAAAAUGUUCCAUUUGAAGAAUAUACAAGGCUUCAAAAAAGACUAAAGGAUAUACAGAGAAGACAUAAUGAAUUUCGAAGUUUAAUUUUGGGUCCUAACAUACCUUCAACAGCAUCCAUCAAUCCUGUUAGCUUUCAGUCACCAACUGUGGUUCCAGGCAUGGAACUAUCCUUUCCUCCUCAUAUGCAGGAGGAGCAGCAUCAAAGGGAACUCUCUCUACUUCGCAAAAGACUAGAAGAACUAGAAACAACACAAAGAAAACAACUAGAGGAACUUGGAUUUCCUGGGGAAUGAUUUUCUUGGAGAAAAGGCAGAUCAAAAGGGAUGAAAUCAGUGACUCAAUAAGGCUUGAAGUUUUAACGUAUGUGGUAUUUAGAUACUUUAUUACUGUUUGCCAAAACACUUGAAUGUGCCUCAAGAGAAGGUACCAGUACAUGAUGUAUUGAAUGAAUGUCAGGAUUUUAGGGUUAUACUAAUGAUAAGUGAAGCACUAAAGCAGCUUCAGAGAUAUUUAGAAUAUUAUUGACAACCCUUUGAGAAUGUGAAAUAAAUGAACAAAUAAAAGGAACUCAUUAGGGAAUCAAGUUUUUAAAUUAUUUUAUUAAUCUUACUUUGUUGAGUUUUUUGGCAUUUUGCCUAAAACAUGCCCAUCUUGAAUUCCCUCUUCCUCUUCUUUGAGAUGCUUGGCAAUAACAGGGUCAGUGAACAUUUUCUGGUUUACUAUAUAUGAGUUAUAAACCUCUAGUUCUUGAAAAAUGACAAUUUUAAAGUUAGUAUAAAAAAAUAAAGAUCUCUAGAUAUAUAUUAUAAAACACUACCUUUUCUAAAAGCUGUGUGCACAUAAUUUAUUAAAGAGCUUAAAUAUUUUUCUAACUAUUGUUUUGUGUUUAAUUUUGCUUUAACCAUACAGUGUAGAAGAUCUCACCAAUUUUGGCUUAGUUGGGUUAGGAUUGAUAGAAAAUAACAGAGUACAAAUAAUUAAAUCCUGUGGCUGUAUAAAACAAGGACCAUUCAUUGUAAAACUUGAACCCAGUGGGGUCCCUUUAGAAAUAUUGCUGGUUUUUAACUUUGCCUCCUACUGUUUUGGAUCUAUUGGAUCUAACCAAACUGUUACAAAUGUUUUAUUUCUGUGUGUCCCUAAGUAU